This is a messenger RNA of Poeciliopsis prolifica (blackstripe livebearer), 2977 nucleotides long. It is a transcript of the gene cfap99, whose product is annotated as cilia and flagella associated protein 99. The transcript is spliced from 15 exons. The record is from RefSeq and is a predicted model, not a curated record. NCBI's taxonomy places the organism in Eukaryota, Metazoa, Chordata, Actinopteri, Cyprinodontiformes, Poeciliidae. The coding region runs from base 281 to 2251 and encodes 656 amino acids.
CUAACCGUUAUGGCGGCCAACAAAGGAUCAGGAUGCCGCGAUGAUAAUCAGCGUGCUGUAAAACUCCGAGUGACUUUUAUAGACUGAAACAAACGUCUACACUAUAAAAACAAACACACCUCUCCAUUUCAGACGGAGCCGGCGGGUUUCUGCUGGGUUUCACAGCGCCGCCAUAAUCAGAGACGGCUCUGUGUACGUCAGUUGCUAGGCAACGGCAGGAGACGCUUUCUCUCCAAACCUUGAAUUUUUCUAGUGGUGGCGAAAAGCUUUUCUCGAAGCGAUGUCUACUGAAAAACAGGCAGCUGGAAGAAAAGUUGACGGUCUUCCGGUGAACCAAGUAGCAACAAACGCAUCGGAUGAUUUGAAAACGUCUUCCGGGAUGGGAUCUCUGGUGAAAGUCGCGUGGAGGCUGCUGGAUCAGUUUUCAUCUGACCCCCGCUGCGUGGACGAGUUCGUAGAGGAUGUUUCCACGGAUUUACAGGCGAGCUUUGAUCCUCUGGAGAGGAAAUUCAUCCUCGAAAUUGUUUCUGGAUGUGUUGAGUAUAAAAAGCCGCUUGAUAUUGUCAUCAAUACUUUCUAUGGCCAGCAUAGAAAGUGGUUGUCCAAAAGUGACCGCAACCAGUUCAUCAUUAUCUGCUACCUCUGCAUGUUUAGUCUUGAUCAACUUGGACUUGAACAUUUUAGCACCAUAGUUAAAUCUCUGGGCCGUCUGAAGAUGCAAUUCUUUCUUGACUUUUUCCUGUCAAACAUCACCACAUGGGUUCAAGAAGAAUGGAACACAUUCUAUAACCCUGAAUUCGUGGAGAAGCACUGGAUCAUCCCUCUGCUCAGGUGGCGCCCUGAGAUCAAUCAGCUCAUGGAUCAGCUUUCAAAAAAGAAAAGGAGAGCUAAAGCUAAACGCACCGAGUUUCAGGAUUUCGGUCUUUCCAAAAUUAAACUGGAAACCCCACCCAAAGGGGAUCUGAGGCGUCGGCCAGAGAAGUUCAAACCAGUCCCAAGCAGUACUUAUACGACUCCAAUAGUACAUCAGAAAAUACAGGAGUGUAAAGAGAAGAACCAGAAAAGGGCCGAGAAACUUCUGCAGGUGGUCCAAUUCAGGUGUGAGGAUCCAGAGACAUCAGAACAAACAGAGGCUGUGAUUUCCCCGACUGAGGCAGAAGGCAGCGUCAAAAUGAAGCCAGAGUAUUUUUAUGCAAAACAAAUUCCUCGCAGUAGUACGGUGGAGAUCCACCCAGUCAGGCUUAAUAAUGCAGCUAUUUAUAGAAGAGAGGCUUUGCAUGACCGUCUGGUGAAAGAGGAGCUACGCAAAAUAGAUGCACUGGUGCAGGGAGCGACGGACAUGUCGCCUGUCCUGCAGCGGAUAAAGGAGCUGGAGGAGCAGGAGCGCCAGGAGAAGCGGCAGGCAGAAGAACGGACCCGUCUGCAGACUCAGAUCAUUGAAAAGGAGAUAGCUCUGACUCGCAGACGGAUUGCUGAGCAAAAACAUGAAGCUGUUCUGUGCAACAGAGAAGAGACUGCUCGCCUCAUGGAAAAAUAUGCAGAAAAGAGGCUGAAGGAAGAAAAGAAAAUAAGAGACUUGGUGCAACAAGUGAUGGAGGGCAGAAUUAACUCCAAAGCAGCUCAAGAAAGGAGCAAGAAAAUAAAGCAGAGAAUCGUGAAAGAAGUAUCGGAGGCAAAACAGGAGCUGCUUCGCCAAGCCCUCGAGAAAAAAGAGGAGGAGCUCAGAAAAAAGAUUCAACUCAUCCACGAAAUUCAUGUCAUUGAGUCGCUGCCUGUCGUCAAACGAAACAUCUUCGACGAGACGGAGAUUCCAGGCUACAAGCUGAUGGGUGAGAUGUCGCUGGGCGAGCUGAAGGAGAGGCUGGCGCUGCUGAGGGAGAACCAGAAGAAAGAGGAGGAGGAGCGACGCAGCAACAUCCUGGAGGAGAAGCAGAAGAAGAAGCAGCAGAUCCUGGACACGCUGGACAACAUUGACCUCCACAGGAAGCUGCUGACGAAGGAAGCAGCCGACAGGAAAGAGCAACGGCGUGCCCAGCAGGAGCUCCUGCAGCAGUUGGUGGCUGAGGACGACACCAUCGUGGCUCUGAGGAAGAAGCUGGAGGAUAAGAAACAAGAGCUACACAAAGUGAAGGAACUUGAGAGGAUCCGGGCCAAACCCAGCAAAAGGUUCAGCAGGGCAGCGUCUAGUCAGGGACAGUUAAGGGAGUCGACAUGGGAGGAGUUGGAGGAGAGCUUAGCCCGCUAUGUUUAGGGCGCCGAGUGAUUCAACCACUUUGGAGAAAAACACGUAAAAACAUGUGAACGAUACUCCCUGAUAUGACUCAUGUUUCAUCUUAUCAUUAUUUUAAACCAUUCUGAUUCAUUUUCAAUACAUUAAAUCUUAUUAAAAAUGCCCCAGUCUGCCUGAGGUUUGUUCACAGAAUCACUUUUUUAAGACCAUACUUUUGUUUCAGUUCCUCCAACAGCUUCAAGAAGCAAGAAAGGGUGAAAACAGGAAGUGAACCUUUAACCUCUGACUCGUGGGAAUUUUCCAGAACACAUCGUCCACUAAAGUUACUCAGAAAGUCCAGAAUCGUCCCGACUGCUCACUGUUUUUCCACCAACUUAGACGACCAGAUCGGAAUUAUGUGUUGCCAUACAAAGACAGUGAGCUUGAUCUGUAACGGCUUUCCAUACAGUCAAGGUUUAAACUGAGAAACGUUAAACUACUUGAGACACAGCAGAAAGUUAAAACAAGCAAGUAUUAAUAAUAAAACAUGAGAGAAUAAAAGUAAAGUAAAUUAAUCACUUUCAGAGAAUGAGGAACUGUGAAAUAAGGAACUGUGCCGAGGUCACAAGAUGAAACACUAAAAUAUGUUUUUAUGUUUGUUGUUCAUUUUAGGAUAUUAUGUAUUUGCUUUGAUUCAUUCUGAAUGUGACAUAAUGAUGUCAAGAAAAAUAUAUAAAUACUUGAUGAGUAAAAAGAUUUAUGUAAAUA